ACACGAGGAGAGCAAUUAUUAUGGUUCUUGUACAAUGUACAAAAUAAUAGUAAUACAAUUAUAUAAAUAUUUGAAGAAUAGUGGAAGGUGGGUGAAGCAAGGAAAAGCACUUUCGGCCGCCGGUGGAUGCCGAUACAGAUGCUUCAUCCAUCCACUAUCACAUAAAACUAUUUCUUCCACUUUUCUUCUUCUUCCUCCAAAAUUCACCACAUAAAACUCUCUUUCUCAUUCUGCUACCACUUCUACAUAAAAACAACCUAGUACACAUCAACAUAUACAACAAUAAUAAUAAUAAUGUUGUUUAAAUUUGUAGCAGGUCCUAGGAAGAAAAAACCAGGAACCGUUCCUGUUUACCUAAACGUCUAUGACCUCACACCUAUUAACGGUUAUGCUUACUGGUUUGGUCUUGGAAUCUACCAUUCAGGUGUUCAAGUUCAUGAUGUUGAAUAUGGUUUUGGGGCACAUGAAAAUGACACAACGGGUAUUUUUGAAGUGCAACCGAAAAACUGUCCUGGUUUCACUUUCAGAAAAUCGAUUUUCAUUGGAACAACGGAUCUGGGUAGUAAAGAUGUUGGUGUUUUCAUGGAGAAACUAGCUCGAGAAUAUUCUGGAAAUUCUUAUCAUCUUAUUUCCAAGAAUUGUAACCAUUUUUGUGAUGAUGUUUGUUACAAAUUAACGGGGAAAUCGAUUCCGAGAUGGGUUAAUCGACUUGCCAGACUUGGUUUAUUUUGCAACUGUGUUCUCCCGCCCGGUCUAAACGAAACAAAGGUUCGACAAGUUACAUCCGACAAGGUUCAAGAAGGUGAAAAACGGAAAAUCAGAAGUCAAUCCAGCAGAUACGAGGCUUCCUCCAACCUUCGCGGUUCAUCAAGACAUUGCCUUCGUCCAUCGUCUUUGAUGAAAGCUUCUUCAACCACGACGUUAACGGUAAAGUAAAGGUUUGAGAAUUGUGUAAGCAACCUACGAUGACACAGUGCAGAAAGUUGUUUAUUUGCUCCAUCUUUCUGUUCUGGUGUAUAUGUUUCAUAGUUUUGCAAUGGAUACUAAGGAAUGGUUUGCGUUGUGUUUUAUUCAAAUUUGGUUUUUUUUCUUUCUCUAAUUUUUUAGGUGUGUUUUUGUUCAAUCUUGAUUGAACUUGUUUUAGUUGAUGUAGCAAAUAGGAAUGUGUUUGUUGUGCAGAAUAGUGUUACCUUUACUGGAAAUGUGAGAAAUAUUGAGGAAAAAUUAUAUUUUUAGUCUAAAUUUGUGCUUGA
Molecule: messenger RNA, 1253 nt
Organism: Lathyrus oleraceus (garden pea)
Lineage: Eukaryota; Viridiplantae; Streptophyta; Magnoliopsida; Fabales; Fabaceae
Product: deSI-like protein At4g17486
Exons: 3
Coding region: 295-936 (213 amino acids)
Biological process (GO): protein deubiquitination
Molecular function (GO): deubiquitinase activity
Source: RefSeq, a predicted model, not a curated record